Molecule: messenger RNA, 1811 nt
Organism: Oryzias latipes (Japanese medaka)
Lineage: Eukaryota; Metazoa; Chordata; Actinopteri; Beloniformes; Adrianichthyidae
Product: TLC domain-containing protein 3A
Biological process (GO): lipid homeostasis
Cellular component (GO): membrane; endoplasmic reticulum
Source: RefSeq, a predicted model, not a curated record
ACCGCCUGCUUGUUCCGGUGACGGCUACCCGAAGAGGACAACAGUGCUGCGCCGGUCAACGUCAUGGCCGCCCUGGUUUGCGGGGCUGUUUUCUUCCCGGGAGUUUACUUUGGUCUCAGAAGGAGACUCAGACAGACCUUCACGCACUGGACUGACGCCGAUUUGGCCUGUGUCAGUGAGAGGCUGAUGUCUGCCGUCCACGCCUCUCUGUCCUCUGCAGCCGGUCUCACCGUGGCGUUGUCAUGCAAAGAUGUCAUGAUUGACAACCACUGGUUGGUCAACAACUUUGUCCUGUUUGGCGCUCCGUACAUGGCCUUUGACCUCUACGCCAUGUACCUGAGCCACUUCCACACCGAGAGGGCGAGAGGUGGGUCCGGUUCUCCCAGAGGGCCCUCGCUCCAGCCAAUCAGGGCGUUCCUCACCAGAGACUGGCUCCUGGUCCUUCAUCACUUGGCCCUUCUCCUCGUUUUUAUGCCCAUCACUUUGUUCUUCAGACGAGGCUUAGGAGAUUUCUUUGUGGGCUGUUUUUUAACCACAGAGUUCAGCAGCCCCUUCGUCUCCAUUGGAAAAAUCCUCAUCCAGCUGCGCCUCGACGACUCCAUGCUGCACAGAAUCAACGGCCUCAUGGUCCUCCUGACCUUCUUUGUGUGCCGGAUCCUGCUGUUCCCCUUCAUGUACUGGAAGUACAGCCGGCAGCUGGGGGUUCCUCUCUCCGCCGUGGCCUUUCACAUGCCUCUGCACUGCAACCUGGGAAACCUGCUGAUUCUGGCUCCACAGAUCUACUGGUUUCUCCUGCUUUUGAGGAAAGCCAACAGACUCUACCUGAGAGGGAGGACGGCGCCAGACAAGGCCCGGCUGAGGACGGACUGAAGAGUCCCACUAAAGGACAGAUUAGCAGGUUACAUGCUGAGCUGGAAUUUGAACCUGAUCUUUUGAUUUUUCUUUUAGAAGCAAAUAAAACUGUUCUUGUAGAUAUUAGAACUUUAUUUACAAAAGAACAAACCUGAAUGACAUGAGAAAACCAAAAACUGUCCUGACUUCAUUGUUCUUGCUUUUCAUUCUGACAUUUGUUUUGUUGGGGAAGGCUUACUAUAAGCAGAUUCAAGGACAGCUUGUUGCACCUGUGCAGGUGCGUCAGCGUGUUUUCUUUCUGCAUAGCGUCCAUUGGAGCGUCACGCUGCUGAUGACACCAGCUGAGCAAUCUUCUGCUGCAGGACCGCUUUCAUCUCCUGGUUGAGCAGGUUGUCCGUGAUGGUGGAGAAGAAGUGACGCGUGUUGUCGCUCUCCAGCGGGCUGCAGCUGUCGGGGAAGGCGGCCAUGAUGGCCUCGUAGGAGCUGAGGAUCUCCAGACUGCACAGGAACAGAGGUUCACUCUGACCUCCAGGCAUCAUCACCUGGAAGGAAAACAUCUGUAAACGGAGGUUUCAAAUGGGAAAACAGAAAUCUUCUGUAAGCUGAGCAGUAAACGCCUCAAGUCCUCUGAGAUGGUCCACUUUAAAGCCCAUGUUUUGUUCAUCAACAGAAGAAAAAUUUAAGACUUCUACCAGAAAAAUAUUGACAGAAAUUCCAGGACUAUUUUUUUAAGUUUUGGCUUCACUAAAGUUGAAUUCCUUUUUUCCUUGCAGCUCCACACAUCCUCACACAUGGAGGAGAUCUUUGCUGCAAACAGACCUGCAGCUCUGGAAAGACUUAACACCUUCUCAGAAGUUCAGGCUUUAUAGUCCCCCUCCAAUGAAAAUUUUACAUUCUCUCUUGUGGCAUUUGUCUGAUGGACAAAUAUGAAAGUCAACUGAAUAAAAAAGAAAAAGCCA